This is a messenger RNA of Pseudomassariella vexata, 825 nucleotides long. RefSeq lists its product as uncharacterized. Bases 319 to 777 code for a protein of 152 amino acids. The transcript has a single exon. Lineage: Eukaryota; Fungi; Ascomycota; Sordariomycetes; Amphisphaeriales; Pseudomassariaceae. The record is from RefSeq and is a predicted model, not a curated record.
AGACAGCGUAGAUUAGAAUACUGUAUGAUACACGAGUAACGUCAUAUAUAUCUCCAUUGGACCAGGACCAUAUCCUCCAUCCAACGGAACUAUCCAUUCGCCACCGUUGACGAGUCGAACAUAUAAAUCCGCCAGUAUGACUUACAUGGCGCGGAUCCGAUACGACACAACCCUUAGUGUGGUUCAUCAGUAAAAUCCAAACCCUAUGGCAGAGUCGGUCCCAGCUUGUGCAAAGUUGGAAAAGUCGAGCGCAUUGAGAGGAUCCAGCCAAUCUUGGCCGUCCAUAUCAAAACCUGGAGUAUUUUCCGGCAUGAAGAGAUGGGCGCCGGUCUCAACUGCGUCGAACGCAUGGCCGUAUGGCGAACUUUGCGUUUCUCCGUUGGGUGGAAACCUGCUGUGGAAAUCACGAUCCGCCCUUGGCGGCGAAAGUCUGUGACUUUGAUUAGCUCUGGUUAUCAAAAAGUCCGAGGGAAGGAACACUUGCGAGCGCUGGCUUUGGUCCAAGGACUGGCGAUUUUCAGGCCUGUAUGCAUUGAAGUCGUGUGUUUGGCUUGGCCCGUCAUGAAUGCCUCGACUGCUGUCACGGCGGUCUGUUGGCGUCGCAAUCAGUCUAGUCGCAUCUCGUUGCAGUUGAAAGUCACGCGUACCAUUCAAGGAAGUAGAUAUUGGCGAUGGCACAGGGUGCAAACUUGUCGUUUUGUCCUCUUUCUUAUCAAGCGCGGAGAUAACAUGUUGCACUGCUUCGGCGCAAGAGUCGGGCCAUGCUGUGCCUCGUGACGAUAGCUGCUUCAGAAUCCGCAAUGAUCUUUUCGCGUACCUGCAACG